This is a messenger RNA of Eutrema salsugineum, 1168 nucleotides long. RefSeq lists its product as uncharacterized. The transcript has 9 exons. The record is from RefSeq and is a predicted model, not a curated record. Bases 9 to 1019 code for a protein of 336 amino acids. Gene Ontology annotation, molecular function: hydrolase activity. Lineage: Eukaryota; Viridiplantae; Streptophyta; Magnoliopsida; Brassicales; Brassicaceae.
AUAAAAAUAUGUAUCGGCUCGAAACAACAAUGAUCUUGGUCUGUUGUCCUCCUCCAAUGGCGUCCUCUUCUCUUGUCCGAAUCGCUGUUGUCGGAGAUGUCCAUGGCUUCUGGGAUCUAGAUGAAGAUCGAAAGGCUCUUCGCCUACUGCAGCCGCAUUUGGUGCUCUUCACUGGUGAUUUUGGUGAGGAGAACGUCCCGCUCGUGCAAAGCGUUGCAGCUCUUCCUCUCCCUAAAGCAGUUAUAUUGGGCAAUCAUGAUGCCUGGCACACCCAUGACUUAUUAAGGAGACAAAACCGUGUUCAAAUGCAACUCGAUAUCCUUGGUGAUGAGCACGUAGGAUAUCAACGCGUGGACUUCCCCUCAUUUAAGCUCAGCAUUGUCGGUGGUCGGCCCUUUUCACAUGGAGGAGAUCGAUUGUUUCGGAAAAAGCUGCUUGUCCAGAGAUAUGGAGUUCAUGAUAUGGAUGCAAGUGCUGGAAGUAUUUGUCGAGCAGCACAUGGCACACCGGAAGAUCACGUGGUUAUAAUUCUUGCGCAUAACGGGCCAACAGGUCUUGGUUCUCAAGCAGAGGAUAUAUGUGGAAGAGACUGGGGGGACGAAGGCGGUGACCAUGGUGAUCCAGAUCUAGAGCAGGCAAUACGCCAGUUGAAGGAGACAACAAAGUUGUCUGUUCCUUUAGUUGUGUUUGGACACAUGCAUAAAGAGCUGCAAUCGGGGAAAGGAAAUCGAGAAAUGGUUGUGCAAGACAGUGACAACCAGACCGUUUAUGUGAAUGGUGCAAUAGUUCCGAGGGUUAAAGAGGAAAACUGUCAGGGAAACUACUCUCGGAGACGAAUUGGGGAAAAUGAAAUACCGGUUAGAGCAGCAGAGUUUGAGAGUAGUGGCACGGUCAGAGCUUUUACAUUGGUGGAGAUUUUAGAUGGAAAAAUCAUAAAAGUAGCUGAAAGUUGGGUACAAGUAAUCGGAAGCAUGGCCAAGAUUGUGGAGGAAAUAACAUUGUUCGAGGAUGUAACUUGAUUAUGCAUGUGAUUAUAUAGUAUUUUCUAUAAUAUGUUAUAGAUUUGAAAAUAUUUUCUAAUUGCAUUAUAUAUGUGACAACUUAACCUAAAUAAACAACAAGUUGUUGUUUUGCACUUGUGUUCAAGUGUUUAAUGUCUGAACUAUGA